This is a messenger RNA of Sclerotinia borealis F-4128, 615 nucleotides long. The record is from the annotation of a GenBank genome assembly. Lineage: Eukaryota; Fungi; Ascomycota; Leotiomycetes; Helotiales; Sclerotiniaceae.
AUGUCCACCAACCCCUCACCCCAAACCCACACCCACACCCUCGCCACCGCCCACGAACCUCAUCCAGAUCCCGUUGCCCUCACUUCUUCCAACCCCAACACCUCAGAAUUAAACUACACCCCCAACCCCUCCCUCUCCAUCCCCCUCUCUCCUUCCCGCCAACAAAUCCUCAACAGUAUCACAGCACUCUACAGCGGAAGUUGUGUUGCGGAUGGCACGGGGGAACAGGAUAUGCUUGUUUAUGCUAGGGAGGCUAUCUAUGAUGAUCCGUGGAGUUAUUGCGAUAGUAGGUUUAAGAUUGCUGGGCAGUGGUAUGGAAUGCCGAUGAUAAUGGUCUCCUCAAAGACUCUAGCCACCGAAGUCGUCAAAUCCUCAGAUGACGAAAUUGUGUUUAAGUUGCAGCAAGAAUACAGGCCGAAACUAUUGCCGGUCGGAAAAGCUGUCGACAGUCUCGUAAGCCUAAAACUGAUCAAGGAAGGAGAUGUGGAAAAAGUCAUCUAUCAUAAGGAUAUGUGGAAUGCAAAGGAUUAUAGUCAUGAGGGGUUGGGAAAGGUAUUUAAGACGCUUAAUGGAGAUUAUUUGACGGGGAUUACGGGGCCGCCGAAGAGUUUGUGA